GCAAGGAAUUGUUUGAUCAGUGUAAUUUUUGAAUUUCACGCGUGAAACCGCGACUUUCUCGCAAUUAUCUUAAAAAUAAGUUCAAGGAAAUCACGAGUUGUGUCCCCCGGAUGAACGCCUGUUUCUUUGCCAAAUGUUACAAUCUGCGGGGCCCUUUUGGGAAGAUCAAAUUCUUUACCCUGCCGCCGGCAACGGACCCAAGACGCGAGGAAUGGCUCAAGAUGUCCGGCAAUGAGGACGCGCUUUCGCUUCCGGCCACUGCACGGCGCUACGUUUGCGAGGCGCACUUCGAGGAGCGCUUCAUGCGUAGGCAGUUUACCCGGACCUCGUUGCGCCAUGAUGCCGUCCCGUUGGACUUCCGGCAAACAGUCGACAGGGGGGAAGAUUUCUAUGUUACCACCACCCAAACACUUUCGGAAAUGGACUAUGGACAGAUGAUGAAGGAUGUUGCUGACAGUCUUACAGAUACGUCGCAAUACGUUAGCUCAUCAGUUUCUGAUGUUGGCGAGAGCUUAGAAAAUACUGCGACUGCUGGAGGCAACAAUUAUGCACAGGAAAAGCCCAGCGAAAAUCUUAAUGACUUGCAUUUGCAUAAAGUACCAAAACCAAUCGAGCCACCUAAGCACAGUUCAAAGCGGAAGAUUGAACCGGAUCAAGAACAGGUUCCAAAAAAAGUGAUUGUUUUGAAAAAACUGAUCUUUAAAGCAAAGUCGGACGCUGCUAUUGUUGACGAUUCGCAAGUUUCCUGUAGUACUGAAUUACGUGGCCAAUUUAGCAAAUAUCAUAACGAUAUGGAUUCAUCAAAAAGUUUGUCGCAAAACCACGAAAAGACCCAUCAAAAUUCCGAUAGUCAAAAUGAGCAUUUGGAUGAACCUUCCGAUAAAUCUGAUGAUUUUUCGAUUCCUGUGGAGGAGACUGAAAUUUUGCUAAACUUAUCAACGGAACCAGAACAUAGUUCUGAGAGCAUUCAAGAUCCUUCCGAAACAACAGCACCAGCUCUGAACUACCAGGAAGAAACUAAUUCAGAUUAUCCAGAAUCUCAGCUAAUAGAAGAAGCUGAUGCCAUUAAGAGCAGUACGCUAGAACAAGAUCGUUUAGAAAAUCCACCUGAAAAGUCUCCCACUAGGGAGAGGGAAACAGGAUUAUCUUAUCAGCCGGAUCCAGUUGAAUCUCGAACCAGCCAACAAAUUCCGCCAGCAUCUUCACACCAAGAGCCGAGCAGGUUGAGUGAGGAGGAAUAUUUUGCCAUGUCACUGGUGGGACCGCUUCAACGGCUGCCCCCGGACAAGCGAGCAAUAGCUAAGAUGAAAAUUCUUACCUACCUAGUUCAGUUGGAGUGUGGAAUGAAUGCUAGUUUAUAGCAGUGAUCUCGCGGUAAAGUGAACUCAGGAUGCGAAAUCCAAUAAAAAGAAAUGCACUUUUGAUGUUAAAUAAGACUAAA
This is a messenger RNA of Uranotaenia lowii, 1441 nucleotides long. RefSeq lists its product as uncharacterized. Gene Ontology annotation, molecular function: DNA binding. The record is from RefSeq and is a predicted model, not a curated record. Bases 111 to 1361 code for a protein of 416 amino acids. Lineage: Eukaryota; Metazoa; Arthropoda; Insecta; Diptera; Culicidae. The transcript has 3 exons.